This is a messenger RNA of Exaiptasia diaphana, 2228 nucleotides long. Its product is annotated as cell wall integrity and stress response component 3. The record is from RefSeq and is a predicted model, not a curated record. The transcript is spliced from 8 exons. NCBI's taxonomy places the organism in Eukaryota, Metazoa, Cnidaria, Anthozoa, Actiniaria, Aiptasiidae. The coding region runs from base 339 to 2108 and encodes 589 amino acids.
UAAGAGGAGGUCCUCAAGUACGAAAGGGAAAGUUUCUUUUUGCGGUUCGCGUGAAUGUCUGAGAAUUUGAACAAGUGAACUAUAGAUUGACUCCCUGUACAAGUGCCGAUUCAUUGGCAUGUAGAUCUUUCCAGAAAGCGUAACACGAAGGAGUUCAGGCAAAGUUUGCUCUUGGCUCUUACUACUUGAAUUCAAACGAACAAGAAACUACUUACCACAAUUUGAAGACUUGGAUAAUUUUCUUCAAAACAACUUUACUGAACUAAUUAAAGCCUUUGAGCUAUUUGUUUUAAACUUGUGACAUUCAGGAGAGCAAUUGCUCAAGUACAAGAGUCGGCAUGCAACAACUUUUACACGAUUUGGUUUUAUUCUCUGUGCUGUGCUUGAUUGUAAACAGCAACGAAGUUUAUAGGAAAGCAGGUAAGAAGAAAACAAAGCCACAUAAUUCACUGCAAGGUUCUUGUGUUGACCAUCCUAAAUGCAGUCAUUGGCUGGACUUUACGGAUCUUUUCAUAUCCUGUAAACAUCCCAGAAACCGUAAUAAUUGCAAAAAGACUUGUCAACUUUGCACACAUUCGCCGACGCCAUUGACAACUACUGCGACAGAAUCGCCCUUGACGACAGCCGAUAGUGUUAACACGACAACUGUUUUUGUAACUAUGGGAGGUUGUGUUGAUCAUCCUAAAUGCGACGAAUGGCUCAACCCUUUGGAUCUUUAUAUAUCUUGUAAGAACGAAAAGAAUCAAAAGUAUUGCAAAAAAAGCUGCCAAAGUUGCAUUACUACAGCACCAACAACCACGUCAACAGAUAACGAUCACGUCACAACAGCAACCUCGCUUACAGCGUCUGCAAUCGUUGGAGGUGUUUGUUCUGAUAUAAGUGGACGAUGUCCAGGAUGGGCGAAAAGUGGGUAUUGUUCGAAAAGGCCAAAUUAUAUGCGUUACUAUUGUAGACUCAGCUGUGGGUAUUGCUCACUGAAAACUACGGCACACGGUUGUGUAGAUCUGAAGCCCUUAGAGUGUCCUACAUGGGUAAACGAGUGCUCUUCGAACCCAUACGUAAAGAAAUAUUGCCAGAAAACGUGUCACGUUUGCACAACAUCUUACACGACUACAGCUACAGCCUCAUCAUCAACAACUACUGUCAGUUCUAAAACUACAACGCUUUACAGUACUGAGGCAACUUCUGUAUCAACUACCAGUGAUAUAUCAACUACCAGUACUUCACUACCUACUAGUACUACACUACAUACCAUUAAUACCCCAAUUACUACACGAAAAACCAGUACUAUUAUUGCUGCUUCCUCCCCAAAACCCAUUACUUCCGCAGCCACUGAAAUCCCAAAUACAACAACCACUAAUACAGUAAAGCAAUCAACAAAAACUAAAAGCAAAAAGCCUACAAAAAUUAUCCCACGUCCAUUUACAGGAAAAAUAUACAAGUCGACUCUGGAUAAUGCAGCGGAUAUAUCAACAACCGCUGCUAAUUCCAUUCCAACAGCAGGACCGCAGCAGGCCGAGUCACGUGUCAACACAACAGUUGUCAUUUCAGUUUGUGUUAGCAGUUUUUUGCUGGCAACGUGCGCUGUGUUUAUUGUGUACUUUUACAGGAGACGAAAGAAUGAACAAAAUGGCGGACUUAUCAGCUCAACACCAGGGAAUAUAGUAAUAAUGAAGCCCUUUAACAGUGAGUCCAAGUCACGUGACACUAAAAGAGACUCCGGUAUUGUAGACUGUGAUGAGGACAUAUAUACCUGUCCAACCAAUCAGCAGCCAGUAUAUCACGUAUUAGAGGGACCAUCUAAUCAGCAGCCAGUCUAUCAUGUUUUAGAAGACAAUAGAACGGAGCCUGUCUACGCAUGCGCCGCGCCCGACGGAUGUCCAAACCAGGCAUUUGAAUCAGAUUACGAUUACACCGUUCCAGAGGGUGUGGUUACGUCAUUGGUCUCUAGUACUUUAAGACCACAAGGAGAGGUCAGGGAUAUUUCCGUUGAAACGCCCUAUUAUCGUGUUUUAGAGAAUCCCAAUGUGACUCAGGAGCGAUAUCAGGAACUUAUUCGACCAAUGCAAAACAACGGAUAUCAACCAAUCAUAAGGCGAGGAAAGUAAAAAGUUGUCAUCUAUUACGAUAUUGCGAUGAUUUCAAUCAAUACAUAGUUAAUACAAGUAGUCCCCUCUAUUAACUAUGAUAAAUAUGACUGUCAUGUUGAAACAUAGAUAUCAAUCAAA